AUGUCGAGAUCAUUUUUAGUGUCAUCGCUUUUGGCAGACGUGAAAGACGUAAAAGUCAGUGAAGCCGAAGACAAAAUGUGGCCGAAUCGGUCAGCGGUUGCAAGGAUUUUCAAUCCUGCGUUUCCGGGCAUGACUCGAUUACAAGUGUUACCACCUGGGGAAAAUCAUCAGCAAUCGCCACCUCCGAUGGAUUUUAGGAUAAGUGCACAUAGUAUGGAUUUAUCUUUAAAACGACCAGGGGAAUUACAAAGAACCUUUACCGAUUCGCCAGGGGAAUCCCUUGAUUGUACAAGCAAACGCCCAAGGACAGCGUUUUCUGGUGACCAACUUUUAAGGUUAGAACGCGAAUUUGCAGCUUCAGCCUAUUUAUCAAGACUCAGGCGUAUCGAAAUAGCCUCACAUUUGCGUUUGACCGAAAAACAAGUGAAAAUCUGGUUCCAAAACAGAAGGGUCAAACGCAAGAAGGACCAACAAAAUUCGCCAACAAACCCUUGUUGCAGUGCACCAGGAACCAGCAGAACUUUUAUACCGAAUUUAGAAGGUUACGACAUGCAAAAAACACCUAGUCCUGAAAGAGUCAACCGUAAUCAAUAUCAUCAUCACCAUCACGAUUAUCCGUGGAAUUUGUCUGCAGAAACGAAUCUUGCAUAUACCAGGAUGCAUCAACAAAGUCCUACAAAUUCUGUGAAAAGCGAACAUUCGAAUUGUAGUUGA
Molecule: messenger RNA, 714 nt
Organism: Ctenocephalides felis (cat flea)
Lineage: Eukaryota; Metazoa; Arthropoda; Insecta; Siphonaptera; Pulicidae
Product: homeobox protein Hox-D3-like
Exons: 1
Coding region: 1-714 (237 amino acids)
Biological process (GO): regulation of transcription by RNA polymerase II
Cellular component (GO): nucleus
Molecular function (GO): RNA polymerase II cis-regulatory region sequence-specific DNA binding; DNA-binding transcription factor activity, RNA polymerase II-specific
Source: RefSeq, a predicted model, not a curated record